Molecule: messenger RNA, 5641 nt
Organism: Amphibalanus amphitrite
Lineage: Eukaryota; Metazoa; Arthropoda; Thecostraca; Balanomorpha; Balanidae
Exons: 25
Coding region: 161-5005 (1614 amino acids)
Biological process (GO): G protein-coupled receptor signaling pathway; homophilic cell-cell adhesion; cell surface receptor signaling pathway
Cellular component (GO): membrane
Molecular function (GO): calcium ion binding; G protein-coupled receptor activity; protein binding
Source: RefSeq, a predicted model, not a curated record
GCGAGCGCCGGCGGCCGGUCCGACCCGCCGACAGUCCAGUACCGACCGGUGUGCGGGGAGCUCGCGGAAACCGCGCUCGAGGACCGGCCGAAACACGCGACACGCCACAGGACCAGCCCGUAAAGGCUGGAUGACCUGAAGACGAGGAGCCCGCUCUGUGAUGUGGUAUGGCCGCUCCCGGAGGCGCCCACUCCUGCUGCCGUCCGCCGCUCGGUCGUCUCCCGUCCUGAUGACGCUGCUACUGCCGCUGCUGGUCGUCCUGCUGGCCGGCGGGACCACAGGUGAGCUGUUUUUCGACCCUCUGGAGCCGGUGCCACGGGUGUUCGCCGGCGCGCCGGCCGGUCAGCUGGUGACCCAGGUCUACGCCCGUGACCUCUCCGACCCGUCGGUGCGGCCCACCUACUCGCUGCCGCAGGGCGCCGACUUUGCCCAGUUCCGACUCAACACCAAAAACGGCCGACUCUACACCAGGAGGCCCGUGAAGCGUCGCGUCAAUGAUACCUACGAGCUGGCGGUCAUCGCGUAUGGCGGCGGGGAGUCGAGGGUUCAACAGAUCAGUGUACUCGUCUCAGAGAAGAACAUUCACCCUCCCAAGUUUACUCAGACCAUCUACAGUGUGGAAGUGCCGGUGAACGCCGUCGCCGGCACUCCCCUGGUUCGUAUCCGAGCCACCGACAACGACACUGUUCCCUACAACCGUCAGCUGGUCUACAGCAUCACUGCCUCUGAUGACACGAGCCGGUACCUCUCUUUGGACAGCGACAGUGGCCAGAUCACCCUCCGCCGGCCACCGCCGCCAGGUCUUUCGGCUCUGAACGUCACGGUCUCGGCCCGGGACCUCGGCUCGCCGGCCUACAGGGACGUGGCCGGGGUGCAGAUCACCUUCAGAACCAUCUCAGAGCCGGAGAAGCUGCGCACGGUGCCGAUGUCGGACACUAGUGUGAUGGUAUGCUGGCGUCGGCCGCGACUCGGUGUCGUCAGCGGCUACCUGAUGAAACUCACCUUCGAGGAGAGUACGGGCGGGAACAUCACCCGUCUGGUGCGGCGCCACAGCGAGCAGCUGCUCGAGGGACCCCGACUGCAGCCCAGACCGAGGGGUUAUCGUGAUGACGACGACGAUGACGACGAUGACGCUGUGACGAUGGCGGCUGGAGAGCAGUGUACGCUCCUGGACGGUCUGCAGCCUUGGACCACGUACCACCUGGUGGUACACGGGUACCGGGAGCACGAGACGGGCAUGGCCAGUGAGAGCAUUACGUUCGGGACACGCCGCAGCCCCUGUUCGGGCAGUGUGUGCGGUCCGGGGACCUGCCGUCGCUCCGGCGCCGCCCCCGGCUACAACUGCUACUGCCCCGAGGGCACCUUUGGCCAGCGCUGUGAGCUGCGAGACCCCUGCUUCAGCCGACCCUGCCAGAACCUCGGUGUGUGCCAUAACAUCAGUUCGGACCAGUUUGAGUGCCACUGUAUGGCUGGCUUCCACGGAGAAACGUGCGCAGACUUCAACCCAUGCCUGAGUCAUCCUCCGCCCUGUCAGAAUGGAGGCACAUGUCACAGUGACGUCUCAAACAAGUACUCGUGCAUCUGCCCUCCUCUGUACACGGGUGACACGUGCGAUAGGCGGAACCCGUGUCAGGAGAGCACGUGUAACAACGGCACGUGUCACGAGGAGGACGACACGUACUACUGCGACUGCGAUCCGGGGUACACCGGCGACCACUGUGAACUGAAGAUAGACCACUGUGCGUCCUCGCCGUGCAAAAGUGGCGCCACCUGCGUAGGUGGAGCCACCGGCUUCACCUGCCACUGCGCUGAGGGCUUUACGGGAGACGACUGCAGCAUCAAUAUAGACGACUGCGCCAGCCAGCCGUGUAAGCACGGCGGGGUGUGCGCGGACGGCGUGGCAGAGUUCGUGUGCACCUGCCCGGACGGGUACGCCGGUCACCUUUGUCAGACCGCAGUGUUCUGUCCAUCGGAGACCGUGGACAGCUCUGUGGGCCUGCUCGAGUGGCCCGAAACACCGUCCGGGCGAAAAACGUCGCUGCCCUGCCCCGCCGGAAGACGGCUCAGCCCCGCAGAAGAAGAAGAUGGAGAACAGGACAGCGCUGAGGAUGGAGACGAUGAUGAGCACCUCAGUCCUAAUGACAGGGAGGAUGAUGAAGAUCUCAAUCCCGAGGACAGGGAGGACGAUGGGCAGCUCGACCCCGAGGACAGAGACCGGCCUGCGGUGGCCACCCGCCGCUGUUUGCGGCCCAGCGGCCACGGCCAGCGGCCGCUGUGGGAGGAGGCCGACACUCAUCUGUGCCGGGACCAGCGGCAGACCGCGCUGGCCCAGAGCAUGUCUCACCGUCUGCUGCGGUCCGGCACCACACUACCCACCGAGCUGGACGCUGUCGAGUUUAGCUCGGCCGCUCAGGAGCUCACCGACAUCAUGCCCCAGGCGACCCGAGACACUCAGGUGGCGCGCUCGGUGCUGCAGAGCGUCAGUCAGCUGAUGGAGAGUAGCUCAGCCGAGGCGGUCUCCGAUCGGCACGCGGCCGCCGCCGCCGGGCGGCUGGCGCGUGCACUCGAGCUGAUGGCCGUCAACAUAGAGCUGGACGACGAUGAUGAUGACGAUGAUGAAGAGCAUGGAGGUGCUGCUGGAGUUGGUGCUGGUGGCCAAGUCUAUAAGCCACAACGACUGGAUCUGAGCACCCCGAACGUGGCCUUCUCGACCCUGGAGUACCUGGGGUCGGCACUGACCACCUCUGACCGAGACGUGGACCUAUACCCGUCCCUGACGCCCGCGGCGGCCAACGGUACCGGUACCGGUACCGGUACGGCCAGCGGGUACCCCGGGCCGGUGACCACCGAUCGACGGGAUCCAGCCGGCGCCAGGGUGCGUGUGCCGGCGUCCGUGCUCCGCUCGGCCGGCCGGCAGCAGCGCCGUCUGCGUCUGGUGGUCAUCUCGUACAGAACCUCGCGUCUGUUCCCGUCACACCAGGAGCGCACCGGGCCCGACCCCGGCGUCAUCACAGUGACCAUUCCCGGGUACGACACGAGUCGUCUUAUGGAGCCGGUCAAGUUUGGACUGGGAGCUGUCAAUGUGGCCGGCUUCCAGCCCCGCUGCGUCUACUGGAAAGAAAACGAAAUGUCCUGGUCGGAGGAGGGCGUCACCACGGAGCUGAUGGGGGACCAGGCGGUCUGCUCCACCAGCCACCUCAGCUCGUUCUCAGUGCUAUUUGACCCGGUGGCCGAGUCUAUCGGAGGUCUGCACGAACGCAUCCUCAGCAUUCUCAGCUACAUCGGAGCCGGCCUCAGCCUGCUGGGCCUGGCGCUCACCAUUCUCACAUAUAGUCUGUUUAGAUGUUUGAGCCGGGAGCGGCAGGGUAAGAUCCUGCUGAACCUCUGCGCCUCGCUGCUGCUGAUGAACGUCAUGUUUCUGGUGUCCAACCUGCGCGUGUUCCUGCCGUCCACGCAGUUUUGCAUCACCACCGCCGUCCUGGUCCACUACUUGGUGCUGACAUCCCUCUGCUGGAUGCUAGUGGAGGCCAUCAACAUGUACCAGCUCAUCAUCACCGUGUUUGCAACGUCCGAGUCCAGUUUCAUGCUGAAGAGACUGCUGUUUGCCUGGGGGUUCCCGGCGGCCGUCGUGCUGUCUGCCCUCAUCUCCGACCGGCGGAUGUACUACGAGGCCGUGGACGACCACUACUGCGUCAUCAGCGCCAAGCAGCCCUACAUUUUCUACAUCAGCUUCUUCGGCCCCGGAUGCGUGAUUUUGAUCAUCAACGUCAUCGUCUUUGUAAUGGUCUCACGAGUGCUGUUUCAACAAAGAACGCUCGGGAAAUUCGGCGCCGUUCGAAAGUCUAUUUCAUUCAACCAGGUGCGCGGUGCAUUCACCGUGAUGGCUCUGCUUGGUGUCUCCUGGAUCUUCGGUGCCUUUGCGCUCGGCCGGGCGCGCAUCGCCUUCUCCUACAUCUUCACCAUCCUGAACUCGAUGCAGGGCUUCAUCAUCUUCGUGUCGCGCUGCGUCCAGUACCCGGAGGCGCGGCUGGCCUGGCUGACGCUGAUCAAGACCGGGCGCCGGAAGCAGCGGCGCGGCUCGGCGCCGGGAUCCAGCUCGCAGACGCACAAGAAGAGCUCGCUGCCCAGCAGUCGCGCCGCCGUCAACUCGGUCACCUACUCGCUGAGCUCGUCCAGCGAGGGCGGCUGGCCGGGCCGACCGGACGCUUGGCGCGCCACGGGGCCGCGACACCGCGGCUCGCAGCCGGAGCGGAGCUCUCAGCCGCCGCCGCCGGAGCCGACGGAGCCCGCGCCGCCGCCGGAGGAGCUGCGGACGGAGCCGCCGCCGGAGACCGAGCAGGCUCCGGGACGGGGCGAGCGGCAGCGACGCUCCGAGCGACUGACGCCGCGGCCAUCCGACGAGUCCUGCAGCAAGGAGGGCGACGACACGUCGUGGCAGUUCGUGCGCGCCGCCGGAUCCACCUCAGAUCUGGCUCCCGAUCCUCCGCAGACAUUUAACGUGAUGCUGAACCAGGCCGGUGGCGAGCGGCUGCGGCGCUCGGUCAGCGUGGGUCUGCCGCCGGCUAGCGCGCCGCUAUCGCCGCGACACCGCUACAGAUCGCACGGUGACGUCACACGGCCGGCUCCUAGUGACGUCACCUUCUGCCGACCGGACGCGUAUGACGAGCGGGAGCUGCCGCUGCGGCGCAGCCACUGGGACCCGCUCAACUACGGCAGCGGACAGCGGCACGGCUGCACGGAGACGGGCCUCACCAGCGGUCAUCUCACGAGGAAGGCCGAUCGCGGCGGCGGCGACUGCGAACCCCUACCGCCACCGCCGGAUCUGGUAGAGGAAUCCUCUCUGGAGACGAGCCAGGCCGAGCUCGUUUCAGACCAGACCAGUUCGAAGAUCUCGGACGGCGGGGGCGAGGACCGGUGGUCUUCGCGAGCCACCGGGACCGACACCCUGGUCAGCCGGUCUCGACUGUCGGCACCGCGCCCGGAGCCGCCCGACAGUCGACUGUAGCGGACCGGCCGCACACGUCUGCCCCGGCGGACCGACAUCGGAGCUCAGCAGAGCCCUGGGUGGUCCGCUCCAGCUUCCCGCAGUGUGGCCGCUUAUACCGGUCCAUGUUUGUAAUCAGGUUAGCUUCAGAUGAGUUUGUUGGUGAUGUGCGCUUAGUAGAUGUGGCUGUUCAUUCCCUUUGCCUUGCAGAUGGUAAUUUCAUGCGUGAGUUAGGCGCAAUGUAAUAGUCGCUUGAGUUCAAUGUGCUAUUGUAUUUUUUUUUACAAGUGUUUUGUGCUUAUGCGAAAAUCUUGUACAUACUGUGUUAUAGUAAAUGACUGUUAUAUAAUUUCGCGCAGGCAAAGAUGUGCGUGCGCAUCGCGAGUAAUGUACGAAAUCAUUCGAGUUGGCGUCUGCUUGCGCCUACGUGUGCUGGCUCGAUGCUUAAUUUAUUCUGGAAAAACAUCUUAGUUUUAGUGCUGUUGCAGCGUUCAGUGAGACAGUAAUGCAUCGACUCUCUCUAAUUAAGUUGCUCCAAUAUUCGGCCCAUGCAUAUCUUGCUGAAGCCGCAUGAUAAUGAGUCCGGAGAUUAUUGUAAUUAAGUGCGUCCAUGUGACGUGUGGCAGCAAUAUAUGUUGCGACGUGCUACCGAUCCUU